CUGCAUUCGCCGUGUUGUGUCACACGCGAUCAGUACUCUGUGGGUUGUCGAGUGUCUCUUAUUGUGUCUACCAUAGAGUCUCUGGAGGAUGCCCCCACGCUGGCCUCCGCUGUGCCUCCAGCUGCUGGUGCUGGUUUCGCUGUCCCCUGCGGGCGCCGCCAUCAGGUGCCCGGAGGCUUGCCGCUGCAUCCAGUCUCGCACGCGCAACGCCGCCGACUGCUCCAGUUCGUCGCUGAGCAGCGCCCCGGCCGGCCUGGACUCCGCCACCACCAUCCUGGACCUGUCCUACAACCGGCUUGCGGCGCUGCGCAACGGCUCCCUCACUCGGGUGGCCUCCAGCCUCCAGAAGCUGGUGCUGCUGGAGAACGUCAUAGCCGAGGUCGAGUCGGGCGCCUUCCAGAGUUUCUCGCAGCUGUGGUGGCUCAGCCUGGAGAACAAUGCCCUGCACAGCCUGCACCCUUACACGUUUUCGGGCGCACCGAAGCUGUGGAAGCUGAUCCUCAGUGGGAACCCUCUGCACCUCCCACUGGAUGGUGGGCCAUUUCUGGUGGCCCCAGAACUGAGGAUUCUGGAACUCAGCCGAUGUGGCAUCUCUACUGUGCCGCCUGCUACCUUCCGGAACCUCACCGGCCUCUGGACACUGCGUCUCAAGGAGAACCACCUGCGUGCAGUGGACGGCCUGACGGACCUCCAGGAGCUGGAAGUUCUCGAUCUCCACGGGAAUGAGAUCGUCUCCAUCCGACCGGACGCGUUCGUCACUGUGCCCAAGCUGAAGCAGCUGAAUGUGAGCAGCAACCCACUGCUGGUGCUGUCCAGUGGAACAUUUCUGAACGCGGCCCACCUGUCCUUUCUGGAUCUGAGUCAAACUAACGUGACGCGUCUGGGUCCCGAUGUCUUCAGCGGAACACCAGCACUCACUGUCCUCAGGAUAAGCAAGACGCCGCUGAGCUGGAUCGACUCACGAGCGUUCUCCAACCUGUCCCAGUUGGAGAGGGCCGCUCUCGACAACAACGCCAUCUCGACGCUGGACGCGAGUACUUUCUCGAGCAACGGCCAGCUGCUCGAGCUGGACCUGAGCGGCAACGGGCUGGUGGUGGGGGCGGAGAGUGUGCUGCUGCGGGCGGCGGCGCUGACGCGGCUGGAGGUGGGCGGCGCGCGCAUUCCCGCGCUGGGGGCCGACACCUUCCGGGGACUCCCCGCGCUCAGCGUGCUGGGCGCGCCUGCCUGCGGGCUGGCCAGCCUCGAGGACGACGCCUUCGCCACCCUGCCCGACCUGUACGAGCUGCACCUGCAGGACAACCUGCUCACCGCGCUGCCGGACGCCGCCUUCAGCCGCUGCCACCGGCUCGCCGAGGUGAACCUACGUGGCAACAGGCUGCUGCAGCUGUCGUCGUUCCCAGCGGCUCCAGCACUGGAGCGCCUGGACUUGGGGCACUGCGGCCUGGAGGGUGAGCUGCCUUCAUUUGGGGCCGCGCCCAGGCUGCGUCGCCUGCUGGUCGACGGCAACCGGCUGACCAGCCUGGACGCUGAAGGCCUGACGGCUGCACUGCCCCAGCUGCGGCGGCUGGACGUGCAGAACAACCCCUGGAGCUGCGACUGCAGGCUCAGGCCUCUGUGGCGCUGGUGCCACGCUGCGGCUGCAGUCAGGAGCCCAGCUGUGCAAGUCUUGGGGAGGCCCGUCGACAUUGGAGAAGACGCAACUCGCUGUCCAGAGGACGUGAUGUGCGGACAAGCACAGCGCGAGCACUGGGACCUGCUGGAGACUCUGCGCUGCCCAGGAGACCCAGAGUCUGGAGAGGCCGUCGCUGAACACGACCCUAACCUGGACGUGGAGAUGAUCAGCAUGUCAGGGCGACAGCGCUCUGCGCGGCGCGUCUGAGCUCCCAAGGGAUGCUGUUUGGGUUUCUGUAAAUGCCAUUUGUGGGAAUCCCAAGUUACACUGUGCUGCUACCCUAUGCUCUGACUGGCUGUACUGAAAUUGAUGUCAUGCAUAAUGUACCAAGCUAUUGCUCUGAGAAUUACAGAGGAAUGGACAGGGA
This is a messenger RNA of Schistocerca serialis cubense, 2039 nucleotides long. RefSeq names its product insulin-like growth factor-binding protein complex acid labile subunit. NCBI's taxonomy places the organism in Eukaryota, Metazoa, Arthropoda, Insecta, Orthoptera, Acrididae. Bases 89 to 1879 code for a protein of 596 amino acids. The transcript has 6 exons. Gene Ontology annotation, molecular function: protein binding. The record is from RefSeq and is a predicted model, not a curated record.